Molecule: messenger RNA, 255 nt
Organism: Salvelinus namaycush (lake trout)
Lineage: Eukaryota; Metazoa; Chordata; Actinopteri; Salmoniformes; Salmonidae
Product: cytochrome b-c1 complex subunit 10-like
Exons: 3
Coding region: 1-156 (51 amino acids)
Biological process (GO): mitochondrial electron transport, ubiquinol to cytochrome c
Cellular component (GO): mitochondrial inner membrane
Source: RefSeq, a predicted model, not a curated record
AUGCGAGGAAGCCCAGGGGCGGCAUGUGACUGUGACCGGGUUCCCACGAUGGUUGGUUGGGGAUCAGUUGGCGGAGUUGCCCUUGUCCACUUCACGGAUUGGAGGCUGAUCCUGGAUUGUGUCCCCUACAUCAACGGCAAAUUCAAGGACAACUAGAGUAAACUCUGGCACAGAAUUGUAAGUGAACAUAAAGCAACUGAACAAUCCUUUCCGGCCUGUAGUUGUAGGCUAUUGAGUGACCAACAAAUGGCACUG